AUGCAAGGCCCUCUGGGCGAGACCAACGAACGCCCGUGGCUCCACAAUCCGCGCAACACCGCAAUCGUCAGGCACCGGACCCGCCAGCUCAUCGAGGCCGGUGGAGACACCUACGUGCCGUCAAGCGAGGCCACCAAAUACUUUGGCGUGACGGCAGCCUGCCUGCGCAAGUUGGCCGAUCGGGGCAACCUGCGCACGCGCCGCAUCGGCGACAAGGGCAAGCGGCUCUACCACUGCGGCGACCUCCUCUCUCAAUUCCCCGCAGUCACGCGCUCCGAGGAUGGACGCACCAUCCAGACCACGACGAGGCCACCCCGCAAGCGCAUCGCCUACGCCAGGGUCUCGAGCGAGAAGCAGCGGCCCGACCUCGAGCGCCAAAUCGCCGAGCUCCGACGCCUCUGCCCCGACCACGAGAUCGUCUCCGAAGUGGCUAGUGGCCUCAACUUCCGGCGCAAGGGUCUCUGCGCCAUUCUGGACCGAUGCUUCGCGGGCCUGGUCGACGAGGUCGCCGUGCUGCACCGAGACCGACUCGCUCGCUUUGCCACGGAGCUGCUGGAGCACGUGUUUAAGCGCCACGACGUCCGGCUCGUGGUGGUCGGCCAGGGCGAUCCAGCUGCGGCCGCCACUCUCGACGCCCUCGAUCCACAGCGCGAGCUGGCCGACGACCUCAUCGCCGUCACCACCUUCUUUGUGGCGCGACAAAAUGGCCUCCGCUCUGCGGCGCAUCGAAGAGCACGCCGCGAUCGAGCAGCCCUGGAGGAAGGCCGAGGAAGCACGACAAGCGAGCCUUCUGAGGAAGAAAGCGAGGAACGAGGCGGCAGCGAGGAAAGCGAACGAGAUGAGACAGACGGCAGCAGCAGCAGCAGCAGCAGCGACGACGGUGGCGGGAGGCGAAAAAGGCAAAGGACGAGUAGGAGGCGGCGGCGGCGGAGGGAAGCGGAAGCGGAAGGGACCGCCGGCGCUGAGGGGGGUGGUGAUGGGGAGGGUGGGAUGGUGGCUUUCGACGGUAAGACGCGGAAGAUAUGCGUCUUUCCAACGGCCCAACAGAAGACGCUCCUCAAGCGCUGGAUCGGCACCGUGCGCUGGACCUACAACCAGUGCGUCGCCGCCGUGCGCGGACGGCAGUGCGCGCCGACCAAGAAGGCACUGCGCGCUCGCUUCGUGACCGAGUUUGGCCUGCGAGAGGCGGAACGGAUCAAACGCGCCAAGAGCGGGGUCGGCGGCGGCGGCGACGACGACGACGUUGGUAUCUCGUGGGUGUUCGAGACGCCCCACGACCUCCGCGACCAGGCCGUGGGCCAGUUCGUUACGGCCUACAAGAACGCGGUCCAGGCACACGGGCGGGGCAAGUUCGACAUCGCCUUUCGGUCGGCCAAGCGCCUGCAGCAGGAGACGGUGGUCAUUCGCUCGAGGGACUGGAACCGGACCCGAGGCGAGUACGCGCCGAUCUUUGGCAACACCGUGCUUCGCUCGAGCGAGUCGCUCCCGGCCAAGAUGGACCACGAGUUCCGGGUCAUGCGCACCAAGCUCGGGCGGUACUACAUCUCCAUACCGGUGCCACUGGAUGUGAAGCAUCCGAUACAGCAACAGCAGCCCGACGCGGUGGGAGGGGGUGAUAACCAAGCCCCCGCCGUCGCGCCACACGCUGCUGCCGCCAUCGAUCCGGGCGUGCGGACGCCCUUCACGGUCUAUAGCCCCGACGAGGCGCGCGUCUACGAGCUGGGUGCCAACGACUUUGGGCGCAUCAGGCGACUGUGCCACCACCUCGACGAUCUCGUCAGCCGCACGACCGACCGCGACGUUAGAAAGAAGCGGCGCCGCCGGAUGCGUCGGGCCGCUGCGCGUAUGCGCCGGCGCAUACGCGACCUGGUCGACGACCUCCAUCGGCGGGCGGCCAAGUGGCUGUGCGAGACUUUUGAGACCAUCAUCUACCCGCACUACGAGACCAGCAACAUGGUCGUCGGGAAGAGCAAGCGGCGCGGGCUGCACUCCAAGACCGUGCGUGCAAUGCUCACCUGGUCGCACUUUCGGUUCAAGCAGCACCUGCUCCACAAGAUCCGCGAGUACCCGUCGGGAUGCCGCGUGGUGCUGGUCGACGAGUCCUACACGUCCAAGACAUGUGGCGGGUGUGGGCGGAUCAACCACGGCCUGGGCAAGAGCAAGCUCUUCUGGUGCGAGCAGUGCGGUUUCCGCACGGACCGGGACUGGAACGGCGCGCGCAACAUCUGGCUCAAGUUCCUCACGGAAUGGUGCAACGGCAGCAGCCGCGGCAACGACGAUGACGACAAGGAGCAGCAGCAGCAGCAGCAGCAAUAA
Messenger RNA from Acanthamoeba castellanii str. Neff, 2316 nucleotides. RefSeq names its product RecF/RecN/SMC domain containing protein. Lineage: Eukaryota; Discosea; Longamoebia; Acanthamoebidae. The record is from RefSeq and is a predicted model, not a curated record. Gene Ontology annotation, biological process: DNA recombination. The coding region runs from base 1 to 2316 and encodes 771 amino acids. Gene Ontology annotation, molecular function: DNA binding; DNA strand exchange activity. The transcript has a single exon.